AAGAAGAAAACAAAAACAGAAAAGAACAUCUGUUGAACUGAAAAAUAGAAUAAUCAGAAUAAUAAUAAGUAUGAAUACAAUUCGUCCCUGCGGUUGCAAAGGAGUUCGCACCUGUCUUACCUGUGAAGAGGACUUUCAGAUAGCAAAACCUUCGUUGUGCAAACAGUUCCAACAAGAAUUGGAGCCCUGGACAUACUGUAUAAAGUGCCAGAGAUUCUAUGCCGGCUGGGACACGGAUGACACGGACAGAGAACAUGAGAACCAUCAACAUGCUCCAGAUAAGGGUCUCCACCUGCCUGGACUGCUUGUGCAAGAGCAAUUCCUUAGCCAUGAUGAAGGAAAGACGUUAAUGGCACAUCUAGAUGAUAUGCCAUGGACCAUUUCACAAAGUGGUCGACGCAAACAGAAUUAUGGGCCGAAAACAAAUUUUAAAAAACGCAAACUACAAGUGGGAACGUUUGCUGGCUUCCCCCAAGGCACAGAAUAUGUACAGCAACGAUUCGAAGAUGUGCCAUUGCUAAGGGAUUUCCAGACUAUAGAGCAGUGCUCAUUAGAAUAUGAUCCCACCAAGGGAGCUAGUAUAGAUCCACAUGUAGAUGACUGUUGGAUUUGGGGUGAACGCGUUGUGACAGUCAAUUGCCUGGGCGAUGCUGUGCUGACACUAAAUGUUUAUGACAAGCAGCAGCCGGGGAAAUACAAUUUGGAUUUGGUGCCAGAAUAUGAAAAUGAACUGUUAGCACCUAUGCUAAGUGAUGACCAAUUGGCUAACUUUAAGGGCAAGGUUCUACGCAUUCCGAUGCCAAAUCUAUCCCUUAUAGUUCUAUAUGGUCCGGUACGUUAUCAAUUCGAGCAUUCAGUGCUGCGAGAGGAUGUGACAGAGAGGCGAGUUUGCAUAGCCUAUCGAGAGUUCACGCCCAUGUAUAUACACGGAAAAGACAGAGAAAAGGGUGACGGAGUUAGAGAAAUGGCAAAGAAGUUUUGGUGCAUCCAAUAGUAACCCAUUGUUGUGAUGGGCAAUGAAGUGUGAUAAAAAUGUUCGCUGCAAAAUACAUCUAAAGCAUGUUUCA
Messenger RNA from Drosophila willistoni, 1067 nucleotides. Its product is annotated as alpha-ketoglutarate-dependent dioxygenase alkB homolog 4. Gene Ontology annotation, molecular function: oxidoreductase activity; demethylase activity. The record is from RefSeq and is a predicted model, not a curated record. Bases 71 to 994 code for a protein of 307 amino acids. The transcript has 2 exons. Lineage: Eukaryota; Metazoa; Arthropoda; Insecta; Diptera; Drosophilidae. Gene Ontology annotation, biological process: oxidative demethylation.